CUCCGUGUCUCACUUUCUUCUCUUAUUUUUCUCUCUCCUCUCUGUCUCUUCGUCUCGUCCUCCUCUCUUGCCUUUCUUUUUCUCUUCAGCAUCUCCAUGUCUCUCCCUUUCUUCUUCUUCUUUUUUUCUCUCUCCUCUCUUGCCUACCUCCUCUAACUCAAAAUCAAAAUGGCUAAGAUCGGUGACGAUGUGGGCAUGUCUUGGAGGUUGAGAUCGGCGACAGUGUGGGUAGCUCAGUUUGUGGGUCUUGCGGUGGUUCGGUGGAUGUGGAUGAGUUUCGGCGGGUGUGGCUGGGUUUUGGUGGGUUUGUGAUUUGAUUUUGGGUGGUGGGGUUUCUGAUUUGUAGGGGUUGUGGCCCUUGUGGGUGGUAGUGGUGGUCUUUUUGGGUUUGGUUGGUUUCAAUUUGGAGGGAUUGAUAGUUGGGUGUUGCGGCUAUGGGUGGAGGUGGCUGUGGCUGUGGCUGUGGCUGUGGCUGUGGUUGUGGAUGUGGAUGUGCAGUGGUUUCCAUGGCAGUGACAGUAGUUGUUAUGGGUGGUUAUGGCGGGGUGGCGGUGGCUUUGGCGGUUAUUUAUUGGCAAUAAUCAUGACAUCGAGUGGCAAUUACCCAAGAAUGGUGGAGGAGAUGCAGUGCAAGAAGCAACAACAACAUCGAAGACAUAUAUUCUUGACCCAAGGGAGAAGUUCCUUCAAGGGUGGAAUGUAGUAUUUGUGUUGUCAUGCGUGACUGCAGUAGCACUGGAUCCAUUGUUCUUUUACCUUCCUGUGAUCAUUCAAGACAAGAAGUGCAUUUGGUUCGACAAUAGAUUGUGGAUCACAGUUCUAGUUUUGCGAUCCUUCUUCGAUUUCAUUUAUCUAGUGCAUAUUAUAUUGCAAUUUCGUACUGGUUUUAUAGACAAAAAGCUUCUGAAAAGUGGAAAACCUGAGUUAAAUACAAAUGCUAGGAAAAUAGCUAAGAAGUAUUUGUGGCCACGCUUAAUAUUCGACAUUCUAGCUAUUCUUCCCAUCCCACAGGUGGUAAUUCCGACUAUUUUUUCAGAAAUGAGAGGCACGAAAACUUCAAAUAAAGUGAAACUCUUGAACACUAUUGUUCUUUUCCAAUAUGUGCCAAGGGUAUCUCAAAUCUACCUAUCCUGGAAGAAACUAACAAGAAAUGACAAGAAGUUUGAUAGAAUCAUACUGGUCAGAGCGUCAUUGAAUUUCAUACUAUACAUCCUUGCUGGUCAUGUAUUGGGAGCCUUUUGGUAUUUCUUCUCUUCUCAACGACUAGCGGCUUGUUGGCACAUAGCAUGUGAAAAUCAAAAGGAAUGUAGAAGUUCAUUUAACUGUGACCAAAAUUUUGGAAAUCUCUCUUUUAUAGAUGAUAUUUGCCCUAUAAAGACCGAAAAUACAACGUCAUUUAACUUUGGAAUAUUUCUUGAAGCCCUUCGAUCUGGUGUCUUAGAUUCCACAGAUUUUCCACAAAAACUAUUUUACAGUUUCUGGUGGGGCAUGCGAAAUUUGAGUUCCCUUGGUCAAAACCUCCAAACAAGUAACUAUAUAUGGGAAAAUUGCUUUGCACUUUGUAUUUCCAUCUUUGGCAUGAUACUAUUUCUAUAUUUCUUGGGAAAUUUGCAGAUGUACAUGCAGUGGACAACAUCAAAAUCAAUUAAAAAGUGGGAAAAGAAACGCAUGAAGAUGAAGUCGAGUAAACGACAAAAGCAACAAAAAAAUCUUAAGUCGUGGAUGUCCAAACAUGAAUUUCAUGGUGCAACAAAGGGCAAUAUUAAUGACUACAUAGGUCAGAGAUAUGAAGCAGACGAAGACGUUUAUGUCGAGACCCUUAUCCCUGAUCUUCCUUCUGAACUUCAAAGCGAUGUCAAGCGCCAUAUCUGCUUAGAUCUACUAAAGAAUCUGACUAUCAUAAAAGAUAGUGGAUUUGCUAAGAAGAACCACUAUUGCUUAAAAUCUGCGACUCUCUCAAACCAGUGUUCUUCAACGAGCACCAGUACAUUGUUAGGGAGGGAGACCCAAUUGAUGCAGUAUUCUUGUUUACAGAAGGCAUUGUAUGGACUUAUACAAGCAACAAUGGUGAAGGAUCUGACCCUCGACAUGCUGAGCGUCUUGAAAAAGGUCAGUACUUUGGAGGAAAACUUCUUGAAUGGGUUUUGUCACCUACCUCCGACGACAUGUACAACCUAUCAAAACUCCCUAUUUCUUCAAAAACCCUGAAAACACACACAAAAGUGGAAGCCUUUGCUCUAAUGGCCCAUGACUUGAAACAAAUAUGGCAUUCUAAGUUGUCAAGAUUAGGCCAAGAGCAAUUGCAGUCUAAGGCAGCUGCUCGUGUACAGCGAAUCUGGCGCCGCAAUCACCCGAAGACAGAUGAUAGCAAUAGCGUUGGUGGUGGUUCAAGAAAACUUCAGAAUCCAGCAAAGCCAGACAGUAUUGUUGUUGCAAAGAAAUAGUUUGUUUUCUUGUCUUUGUAGUAUUAAGUUAGUUUUUCUAGUCAUACGAUUGCUACUUGUUUGGAUUCUGAAAAUGAUAAUGGUAGAAUUAGAAAAAGAGUAACGUGUGAAACCAUAAAUUGUUCAGGGGAACAUUUUUAAAUUCAAAUAAGGAUUUUGCCUAA
Molecule: messenger RNA, 2608 nt
Organism: Quercus robur (English oak)
Lineage: Eukaryota; Viridiplantae; Streptophyta; Magnoliopsida; Fagales; Fagaceae
Product: cyclic nucleotide-gated ion channel 1-like
Exons: 7
Coding region: 538-2208 (556 amino acids)
Biological process (GO): monoatomic ion transport; transmembrane transport
Cellular component (GO): membrane
Molecular function (GO): monoatomic ion channel activity
Source: RefSeq, a predicted model, not a curated record